AUGUAUGCACCGUGCACUUCGAUAAAGUGGGUCCAUUCUCCUUUGGAUUCUUCUCUCGACCUGGCCUCGACUCAGUCACAUGGUCACCCCGUCGAGGUUGAAACAACCCACACAAGCCCUCCAAUGGACAUGAACGACGGCACAUUGCUACAGCAGCAUUAUCCAAUGCCACGCAACGUCAGAAAGAUGUCAACACGGCACAACAAGCACAUGCACUCGCACACAACUUGUCGUUCAACGUCCAUUUUCCACAGUUGUCGACAGCCGUGCCGAGUCGGCGCCGACGGGGUCUUCCGGUAUCCACACCUCACCAGCUGUCAAUCAUUCAACCGGGUCUGA
Molecule: messenger RNA, 339 nt
Organism: Colletotrichum costaricense
Lineage: Eukaryota; Fungi; Ascomycota; Sordariomycetes; Glomerellales; Glomerellaceae
Exons: 1
Coding region: 1-339 (112 amino acids)
Source: RefSeq, a predicted model, not a curated record